Saccostrea echinata is the source of this 3009-nucleotide messenger RNA. RefSeq names its product polynucleotide 5'-hydroxyl-kinase NOL9-like. Gene Ontology annotation, cellular component: nucleus. Gene Ontology annotation, biological process: cleavage in ITS2 between 5.8S rRNA and LSU-rRNA of tricistronic rRNA transcript (SSU-rRNA, 5.8S rRNA, LSU-rRNA). The record is from RefSeq and is a predicted model, not a curated record. Gene Ontology annotation, molecular function: polynucleotide 5'-hydroxyl-kinase activity. The transcript is spliced from 14 exons. NCBI's taxonomy places the organism in Eukaryota, Metazoa, Mollusca, Bivalvia, Ostreida, Ostreidae. Bases 107 to 2992 code for a protein of 961 amino acids.
UUCAAUAUUGAUUAUACGGUUGGGCUAAGCAAGUUUGUUUUUGUAUGAAAUAUGUCUUGGAUCUCCCUCUGAUUGGUAUCUGAACAGAUAGGAACUAUUUGUACAAAUGGGAAAAACAAAGAAACAGCAAAAAAGUGAAAAACCCAGUAAAGUAAAACAUUCCAGCACGUUUAAACCACACUCAAAAAAGAAGUCAAAAGGGCCUAAGAAAGGAAAGGGUAUUAGUAGCUCCAUGUUGGAAAAUGUGUUGGAUAAACAAGAAAACUUUUAUGGUAAAAGAAAGUCAACUUCUGUAAAACAUCUGAAGAAAAGUAAAAAUCAAAAUUUACAAGCUUCAGAAAAGUUUAAAAAUCCAGGACAAAGUGCUUUCACUGUGUUGCGAGGGGGUGUGUCAGAUGAGACAGGCCAGAAAAAUAAAUCUGCUGGUGAGAGCCAAGCAGAGAGGAAAGGUCCAGCUCAAAAUAAGUCAAAGGAAAAACUAAGUACUAAGAAAAGUAAAGUGAAGCAGAGUGUUUCUAGACAGAAUUCAGCAGAGCAAAAUACAGAGACUUCCACUUCCAGUGUAGCCAGCUUACCUGUGCCAUCUUCAGAUAAAAAAAUUUGUAAUAGUUUUAAGUUCAUUGGUGUGAACAUUGAGAGUCCUGAUAUAGAGUCAGGAGAGAGUAGUCGAAAGAGGAAAAGAAAAAAAAGUGUGAAACUGCAUCAAAAGGGGAAAACAGAAGAGUCCUCAGGACAAAACUUAAAAGAUAAGAGUCACAUUAAGAAAAAGGGAAAGAAAAGAAAAAUGGAUGAAAAACUUAAUGAAGGCAUCAAAAACAAAGAGAAGAUACAAGAUGAUUCUACUACAAAAAAGAACAAGACUUUAAAAGACUCACCCAGACAAUCAGGGGCAGACAACCCAGCAGGGGAGGAGUCCCUCCCAGAGGUGAUUAAUCUGAUUGAGUCUGAUUCUGAGAUUUCAGACAGUGACUUCUCUGUUGUUGAUCUCACUCUAGAUGAUACUGAAAACGAGGCUGUGAACUUUGAACAAAACCAAGAUUUUGAAACCCACACAGUUCCAGAGGAGAGGCAAGCUUUAAAUGGGGAAGAAAUGAGUACAAAUGCUGAGUGUUUGAGUGUAGAGGAUGUGGAAAGUGACAAAAUUACUCACAUAAAUAACAGAACAGACUCUGAAGAGGUGGAAGUAGGGUCAGGGCAAGAACAACACAGAUCUAGAGCUUUGGCCGCCUUUGAUGGACAGGUGCUUGUUGUAUUACCUAACCCAGGUGUGUACUGUUACCUGGGUAGGUGCUUCUUAAAAUGUCUCCACGGAGGGGCUGCAGUACUGGGGUACCAGUUAACUGACCAGUUUGAGGCUUUCUACUCCCCAUCUUGUAGCAGUCUGUUGACCAUCACCACCAGUGAGAAACUGUCAAAGGAGGAAGAAAAGGUGACAGAAUCAGAGUCCAACAGAAAAAAGAAAUCUAAGUUCAAGAGAAAAAGCAGAGAGAUAUUAACAGAACAGGAGAGUGUGGAGAAGAUAUACUCAGACUGGUUAUUGUUGAGUAAGGAUAUGGAGAAAUUACCCAGGGAGAAAGUGACCAUACUGCUGGCCAGGAAGAUGGAGUCUAAUGUCUGUGACUACAUCUCCACUUUUAAGGCAUUUCAUAAACUCUGGGAUAAUCCUGUUACUAAUCAACAGAGAACACAGGAUCUCGGGACUGAUGACCUUAAAUUGAACUCUGUAGGACUGACCUUUAUUCCUGACACUGCAGAGGUUGCUAGGCAACACGUUUCACAGCAGCAGAUGGAGUUAAUCCAGAGAUGGGAUGAUCUUCUGAGCUCUGAUCCGGCUCCAAUAGUUAUGGUAGUGGGUGGAAAAAACGUGGGUAAAUCUACCCUUAACAGAUAUCUUGUUAACCAUACUUUAAACAAAAGGUCAGAGUUAUGUUACUUGGAAUGUGACAUUGGGCAGACAGAAUUCACUCCCCCUGGUUGUAUUAGUUUACAACUUGUUAAUGGUCCAAUUUUAGGUCCACCAUUCACACACCAGAAAAUACCCAAAAUUUGUUAUUAUUAUGGUGGUUUGACUGCCACAGACAACCCUAAUUUGUACAUGGAGUGUAUCAGAAAAUGUUUGCUGGAGUACAGGAAAUUAGAGAAAACUAGGGAGACAGGGCUCCCUCUUGUGGUCAACACAAUGGGGUGGAUCGAAGAUCUUGGACUGGAGCUUUUGAUCAGUGUAAUUAGAAUGACCCUGCCUAGUCUCCUGGUCCAGAUUAACUUCAGCAACAACAAGAUGAACGCUGCUCCCCUCACCCCGGAGUUUGUUAACGACAGACAGGGCUGGGUCAGGCACUCUAGGUAUUACAGGAGUCAUUAUAUGCUGGAUAUACUGGGAGAUACUAACCACUCAUUGGUCAGAUUGGACUCGCCCACAAAUGUUGUCAGAUGUCGGAAUCAUUGGAAACCAUUUGAGCUGCGUGAUCUAGCGGUGAUCAGUUACAUGAGCUCUACACUCAGUAAGGACUCGAGCCUGAGUCUGGAGACACCAUACGGAGUCCCGUGGGAGGACAUGGCUAUCAAUAUCUGUAAGAGAGGAGUUCCGAGAGAAGAGUGGAUGGCAGCCAUUAAUGCCACAAUUGUAGGUCUGGCUCAUGCAGAUCUGACAGAGGCAAGAAGAGAGAAGGAAGGGGAGCCAUAUUUUUUUGAGAGCACACCACUCUGCUUAUGCAUUGGAUUUGGUAUGGUCCGAUCCAUUGAUACUGUGAAGAAGAUGAUCUAUAUAACAACACCACUGAGUCUCGUAGAUCUAGUCAAUGUCAACACGAUCAUCAGGGGCUCCAGUAAUGUCCCACAGCAAAUAUUUACAGAACAAAUUACCAAGGAAGUCCGAGAAAUUCCGUAUGUGAGUAGGAUAACAUCCACUUGGGCAUCCAAGAAUCCUCGACAGAGAAAACACAUUCCAUCAAAAUCAAGGAAAAAAGUGACAGAGACUAGCAUUGGUGACUGAAUGGCUGAGAGGGAAAG